Molecule: messenger RNA, 987 nt
Organism: Opisthocomus hoazin
Lineage: Eukaryota; Metazoa; Chordata; Aves; Opisthocomiformes; Opisthocomidae
Source: RefSeq, a predicted model, not a curated record
AUGAAGUCCAACCGUCACCCCAUCACCACCGUGCCUGCUGCUCGCCGCUCCAAUCUUCUGUUCUUUGCCUCCGUGCUGGCCCUGCUAGCCCCUCUGCUUGCUGUGGACAUUGAAAACCUGGAGAGACUGAAAGCGAAUUUAGAUGACAUCGCUAAUCUCCAUUCAGGAUGGCCCAAGGACUGCAGCGAGGUCCCCCGUGGCAGCCCCAGCGGCAUCUACGUCAUCCAGCCCGCAGGGCUGAACCCCAUCGUGGUGUACUGCGAGAUGAACGUGACGGACGGGGGCUGGAUGGUCAUCCAGAGGAACCGGCAGAGCACGGAGAUCACCUGGGCCGAGUCCUGGAGCACCUACAAGAACGGCUGGCCCAAGGACUGCAGCGAAGUCCCCCGUGGCAGCCCCAGCGGUGUCUACGUCAUCCAGCCCGCAGGGCUGCACCCCAUCGUGGUGUACUGCGAGAUGAACGUGACGGACGGGGGCUGGACGGUCAUCCAGAGGAACCGGCAGAGCACGGAGAUCACCUGGGCCGAGUCCUGGAGCACCUACAAGAACGGCUUUGGGAACGUGCGCACCGAGUACUGGCUGGGCACCGAGUACAUCCAUCAGAUCUCCAAGCAGAAGGUCUACCAGGCCAGGUUUGUCAUCUGGGAUGCCUCAAACAGAAUCAAGUUCGCCGAUUACAACCUGUUCGGUGUGGAAAAUGAGUCCCAGGGCUACCGGCUGCGGCUGGGAACGUACUCGGGGCUGGCAGGGGAUGCCAUGACCUCAAACAGGGCUUCUACCGUGCACGAUAACAUGAAGUUCUCAGCCAAAGAUCAGGAUCAGGACACUUCCAGCAGCAACUGUGCCUCCAGCUACGGGGGUGCGUGGUGGUACUCGGCGUGUUACUCUGCACGGCUGAACGUCAAGGGGGCCAUAACGUGGGGCAGCCUGUGCAGCGGGAACUGCAAAGCUUCUGCCAUCCUCAUCAAACCAGCUUCCUACUGCUAG